AUAUUUGCGUGGGACGUUGGGAGAAGUAAUUGUAACAGUUCAUUUCAUCUCACGAGUCUCGUGGAAAGACGUUAUAAAAGCGAAGAAAUUCCGUUGUCUUCUCUCAAAAUCCUACCGCUAUAAAAACCCUAGACACGCAGUUUCCACCGUCCCCUCCACCACUCACAAUCUAAUUCCCCCCCUCUCUAUCUCUGGUUUUUGGCUCCGACUGGUACGAAAUCCCGACGGUGUGGAAACUCAAUCCAAGGAGGGAUUUUGUGUCUCAAUGGAAAGUCAUCCCACGCAAGAGAGUGUGACCGGUGUAUUUUGAUCUCAUCCGACUCCACACUGGUUCAAUUUUAGUUCUUCUAAAGAAGAUUUUCUAUCCUGUAUAGGACACCAAAUUGUUUUACUUAGCUAACUUUUCUGAGCUUGAGACCAGAAUAGGAUACAAAUUGUUUUACGUCUAAUUCAAACCAAAAUCCAUAAAUAGGGUAUUUAAAUCCAGAAAAAAAUGGGAUACUCGCGCUAGAAUUUAUUACGUAUUCCUAUUUUGAUUACCUUAGCUUCUCUAUAUAUACAUGCAUAUGUGUAUGUAUAGGUUAACAAAAACGAAGGUUUAUCCCACAACUCAGAGAGCUCAAAACUCAAACCGUGACAGAAAAUAUCAACUGCGUCAUUGUCCUUGUCUCCCUCCAUGGCAUCCUCAGCUUCCUCGCAGUCAUCUUCAGCGUCCUCGCAGUCCGCUGACAAGUACGAGGGGUUUGAUCUGUUGAAGUGUUCGACCGUCCAAGAGGGGAAGAAAGAAGCGGAGGUCAAGUUACCGUUAGGGUAUCGAUUUAAUCCCACCGAAGAUGAGAUCGUUGUGUACUUUCUGUUUAACAAGAUUAUGGACCGCGCAAUGCCUACCUACGAUCUUAUAAAAGAGGUUGAUGUGUACGGGUAUGAUCCCAAUCAGCUGCCGAAUGGUGACUUCAAACACAAUGCUGGUUGCAAUGCGGCCUAUUACUUUGCCAAUAGAGAACCGUUUGAUGCUAGUGAGGGGAAGAUAAUUAAGACGGCUGCAAACGGUGGUUACUGGAAGGUGAUCGAUGACGAAUAUGAGGUUUUGUUCAAGGAUAGUGAAGUAAUCGUAGGGUUUGAAGCCGUCAUGAACUUCUACGAGGGGAAGGAGCCAAACGGGACCAAAACUCCCUUUGUCAUGAACGAAUACAGGCUCAAUCCGCAUGUGGUACCUGCUCAUGUGCUGAAUGACAGCAUUAGGAAUAAGAUUGAGAGGUACGUGGUAUGCCGAAUUAUAAACGAGGAGGUUUCGAAUCAGCCCGUUAUCGACUAUAAAAAGGAAUCUCUGGAGCUUCUUUUGAAAUAUGCGUCUGCCGGCACUGUUAAAGACGGAGAACCAAAAUGA
This is a messenger RNA of Malus domestica (apple), 1387 nucleotides long. Its product is annotated as NAC transcription factor 29. Gene Ontology annotation, molecular function: DNA binding. The record is from RefSeq and is a predicted model, not a curated record. Lineage: Eukaryota; Viridiplantae; Streptophyta; Magnoliopsida; Rosales; Rosaceae. Gene Ontology annotation, biological process: regulation of DNA-templated transcription.